Molecule: messenger RNA, 663 nt
Organism: Medicago truncatula (barrel medic)
Lineage: Eukaryota; Viridiplantae; Streptophyta; Magnoliopsida; Fabales; Fabaceae
Product: polygalacturonase inhibitor
Exons: 1
Coding region: 1-663 (220 amino acids)
Molecular function (GO): protein binding
Source: RefSeq, a predicted model, not a curated record
AUGAAGACUUCUCCAAACAUGUUUCUCCUACUCCACUUAACACUUCUCUUCCUUUCUUCCAUCUACUUCUCCAAAUCAAACGCAAGUGAUGACUUCUUCUGCAACGCCGACGACAAAGCCGCCCUCCUCAAAAUCAGAGACCAUUUCGGUGGUCCCAAAGGCCGCCUCGACGACUGGGACAACAACACCGAAUGUUGUGACUGGAGCUUCGUCGGUUGCGGCAGACCUUAUCCUGGCCGAGUCACCGUCGUCACCAUCAGCCGUGGCUGGGGUCUUUCCGGUACGCUUCCAGCGGAGUUUGGCAACCUCCCUUAUCUUAGCAUGCUCUCAUUGGCCGAAAUGCCGAAAGUAACUGGGCCAAUCCCUAACUCUUUUAGCAAACUCCAAAGACUACAAAAUCUAGACCUUGGUUCCAACAGCCUUAGUGGGCCAAUCCCCUCCUUUCUAGGCAAGUUGAAGCGCCUAAAGGAGGUUGAUUUGUCUAACAACAAGUUAUCCGGCACUAUUCCGGCGUCACUCGGCAACCUACAAUCUCUUUCGCAGUUUAAUGUUAGCUUUAACCAGCUCUGUGGUGCAAUUCCUGCUGGGUUGAAGAAGUUUAACAAGAAUGUGUUUGAGCAUAAUAAAUGCCUUUGUGGUGCUCCUUUAGCACCUUGCAAGUGA